AUGGCUUUUGAUCCAGAAAAAGGCCUUGACAAGGCAACCUAUUCAACCGACGAACAGGAGGUAAUUCCAGUCGACAACAAUGCCGCCAUUCCGCAAGAGACUGGUACGCUGGCCAAGCUUCGUGCCAUGGAGGCCAGCAUGGACAAGAAACUUGGCAUAGAAUCCGCAGCUAUCAGUCGCAAGCGCCCCGAAGAUAAAAGAGAUGUGCAUUGGGUGGAAGAGCUGUCGAUGGCGUUGCUGUGGGCGAGUGGUACAAUGAACACCUCCUGUUUUGCGACCGGCUUCCUCGGCUGGGAAUUUGGCCUGAGCCUGAAACAGUCAAUCUUGAUUACCAUCUUUACCUCGAUCUUGGCUGGGACGCUUAGCGGGUACUGUGCCACCUACGGCGCAGUGACGGGUUUGCGCCAGAUCAGCGUCAGUCGGUACAGCUUCGGUUGGUGGCCCAAUAAGCUCGUCGCCCUGCUCAACAGUAUCCAGCAGAUGGGCUGGGCCGCCGUCUCGUGCAUUACAGGAGGUCUCGCGUUAACGGCGGUGUCCGAUGGCCAUGUUUCCUUGAUUCUUGGGAUCGUCAUCCUGGCUGUCGUGGCACUGAUCAUCUCUUUCUUUGGCUUGAAGGCCAUUCUGAUCUACGAGAGAUGGGCCUGGAUGGUCUUCUUUAUCAUCUUCCUGAUCAUCUACGGCGAGACCGGCAAGUAUGCGGACAAUUCGGCUCCAGCUACUGCGACUGGCAUGACUUUCACCGGAGCCGUUCUCAGCCUGAUCGCGGUUGUCUACGGGUCUAGUGCUUCGUGGUGCACAAUGGCUAGCGACUACUAUGUCCACUACCCUUCCAACGUGAGUCGCGUGAAAGUGUUCUUCAUGACCACAUUUGGUAUUGCAAUUCCUACCUCGAUUGGCAUGGUGGCUGGCUGCUUGGUCGCUUCUGCUCUGAACAACAAGCCCGAGUGGAAGGACGCGUACGAGAACCAAGGACUGGGCUAUCUCAUCCAAGACAUGCUCUAUCCCCGCGGAUUCGCCAAAUUUCUUCUUACCCUUCUUGUCUUGUCCGGAAUCAAUGUCAACGUCAUCAGCAUCUACAGUUCCGCCAUUUCCUUCCAGCAACUUUCACGACCAUUUUCUCGCAUCCCUCGAUUCCUGUGGACGUUGUUCUGCUUCGUGUGUAUCCUCGCGUUAGCCAUUGGCGGUCGACAAAAGCUGAACACGUAUCUCCAAAACUUCUUGAGCUUGCUGGGAUACUGGUGCACAAGUUACGCCGUGAUUCUAUUCGAGGAGCACUUCAUCUUUCGCAGGGGAAAUUUUGAUAACUAUGAUUUGGAAGGAUGGAAUGACCCGGACAGGUUGCCGUUAGGUAUUGGUGCGGCAGUGGCAUUUGCUCUCGGGGUUAUAGCGUGGUGCUUUGGGAUGGAUGAGACUUGGUUCAUUGGCCCUCUUGCUAAAUUGAUUGGAGACUACGGUGGUGAUGUUGCCAAUGAGUUUACGUUUGUGGUGACGGCUUUGAGUUAUCUACCGGCAAGGUAUUUGGAGCUGAAGUAUUUUGGCCGAUAG
This is a messenger RNA of Penicillium lagena, 1545 nucleotides long. Its product is annotated as nucleoside transporter. The coding region runs from base 1 to 1545 and encodes 514 amino acids. The record is from RefSeq and is a predicted model, not a curated record. Lineage: Eukaryota; Fungi; Ascomycota; Eurotiomycetes; Eurotiales; Aspergillaceae. Gene Ontology annotation, biological process: transmembrane transport. The transcript has a single exon. Gene Ontology annotation, molecular function: transmembrane transporter activity. Gene Ontology annotation, cellular component: fungal-type vacuole membrane; plasma membrane.